AUGGGAUUGGUGUAUCGCAACUCAAGUGUGACCAUCUCCGCCAUGGCAUCCAGAGGCAGCAGGCAUGGCAUCAUCCCUCGAGACGUACAAAUGGAACCAACUCUUCCUCUACCGGCCAGCCUUCGAGUUUCAAAUGGCAACGAGGACGUCGUAACUGUGUUGCGCCAGGACUUCGACGAAGAGACUCUAAAAAGACUGGACAAUCGCAGUCCUCUGUCCAGCCGGGGCUGGUCCUUGCAAGAGUCCAUACUCUCACCGCGACAUUUGUAUUACGGCAGAAGUCAACUUUACUGGCGCUGUCCUACCGGCUACCAGGCUGCCGAUGGCACCUCAUCUGGGCUUCGACUUCCAGAGUAUACAUUGCCGCAUGUGUCCUCCGUUUUCUAUCGUGACAUUCGGCGUUCUCAGAUAGAUGAGAUACCUGUCGAGCGACUCUUGCUUGAAGACUACUACGCUUUGGUAGAGAUGUAUUCCCAUCGCAGUCUUACCUUCAGCUCUGACAAGCUGCCUGCAUUUUCUGGCAUAAGCGAGCGCCUUCAUGCAGUCAUUGGCGGAAGAUAUCUAGCAGGGAUUUGGACGACAGAUCUUGCGGCAGGUCUACUGUGGAGAAAGGAGAUGGCCACAUGCAAGCAUGAGAAGACAUACCGCGCACCUUCUUGGUCAUGGGCGGUCACUGACGAAGAAAUCCUCUACGAUAAGAGAGGCGCUGUGCCAGAGAGCUCAAGGGGUAUCAGACUUGUCGACGACAGCAUUCAUCUCAAGGACGAAAAUAAUCCAUACGGCGAAAUCGAGUCAGCUUUUAUCACCGUUCAAGGUCUCACCUUGCAAUUAAUCCGCAGUAGACAACACAUCCAGAGCCGGAGAGGAUUAUAUCAGGGUGACCUUUUACUCGAUGAUGACCCACCUCGAUACGAAGAUGACAAUCCAAACAUGCCUGCUCUUGUUGACCGUACAAGGCCAUUGCUGUUCAGAGCGAAAAAUACCAAUGGUGUUUACCUCCUCGCUAUCACAUCAAGUCUCCCUAGCAUUGAUUCUGAAUUGGAAAUCGAUCCCAGCUUGUUUACUUCAGAAGAGUACCUUGCGUUGAUUGUCUACGUUUAUGAGCAGAUGCUAGAGGCGUAA
Messenger RNA from Diaporthe amygdali, 1122 nucleotides. RefSeq names its product HET-domain-containing protein. NCBI's taxonomy places the organism in Eukaryota, Fungi, Ascomycota, Sordariomycetes, Diaporthales, Diaporthaceae. The record is from RefSeq and is a predicted model, not a curated record. The transcript is spliced from 2 exons. The coding region runs from base 1 to 1122 and encodes 373 amino acids.